This is a messenger RNA of Cyphomyrmex costatus, 1387 nucleotides long. It is a transcript of the gene Flo2, whose product is annotated as flotillin-2. Gene Ontology annotation, biological process: protein localization to plasma membrane; regulation of myoblast differentiation. The coding region runs from base 1 to 1275 and encodes 424 amino acids. NCBI's taxonomy places the organism in Eukaryota, Metazoa, Arthropoda, Insecta, Hymenoptera, Formicidae. The transcript is spliced from 8 exons. Gene Ontology annotation, molecular function: protease binding. Gene Ontology annotation, cellular component: flotillin complex; cytoplasmic vesicle; plasma membrane. The record is from RefSeq and is a predicted model, not a curated record.
AUGGGAAACGUUCACACCUGCGGCCCGAAUGAAGCUCUUGUAGUAUCAGGAGGAUGUUGCGGCUCCAUGAGGAAGAGGACCAUCGUAGGGGGUUACGCGUUCACCUGGUGGUUCGUCACCGAUGUACAACGGUUAUCGCUAGAAGUGAUGACGCUGAACCCGGUAUGCGAGAGCGUGGAAACGGCACAGGGAGUACCGUUAACGGUUACUGGAGUGGCACAAUGCAAAAUCAUGAAAGCCGAUGAAUUGUUGCACACUGCCAGUGAACAGUUUCUUGGAAAGAGUGUUCACGAGAUCAAGACUACGAUCCUGUCCACCUUAGAGGGUCACCUUCGAGCUAUAUUGGGAACACUUUCCGUGGAAGAAGUCUACAAGGAUCGAGAUCAAUUUGCAGCUCUUGUGCGAGAAGUUGCCGCGCCAGAUGUUGGUCGUAUGGGUAUCGAGAUUCUCUCGUUCACAAUAAAAGAUGUUUAUGAUGAAGUUCAAUAUUUAACAUCGCUCGGCAAAGCCCAAACAGCGGCUGUUAAAAGAGAUGCUGAUGUAGGCGUCGCCGAGGCAAAUCGAGAUGCUGGUAUUAGGGAAGCGGAAUGCGAAAAAUCGGCGAUGGAUAUAAAAUAUAAUACCGACACGAAGAUUGAGGACAACGCGAGACUCUACCAAUUGCAGAAGGCCAAUUUUGAUCAAGAAGUAAAUACAGCGAAAGCCGAGGCCCAAUUAGCUUAUGAGCUUCAAGCAGCAAAGAUAAAACAGCGGAUACGAAACGAGGAAAUACAGAUAGAAGUUGUGGAAAGGCGCAAGCAAAUCGAAGUCGAAGAACAAGAGGUCCGUCGAAAGGAACAUGAGCUACAGAGCACAGUGCGAUUACCAGCCGAAGCUGAAUUUUAUAAAAUGGGAAGAAUCGCCGAGGGAAAAAGAACUCAAACUGUAAGCGCAGCAAAAGCCGAAGCUGAGAAAAUUCGAUUGAUCGGAGAGGCCGAGGCUCACGCUCUAGAAGCUAUCGGUAUAUCGGAGGCCGAACGCAUGCGAAUGAAAGCAACUGUUUAUAAAAAAUACGGAGAAGCGGCGAUACUUAACAUCACUCUGAAUGCCUUGCCGAAGAUUGCAGCCGAAGUCGCAGCACCGUUAGCGAGAACGGAAGAAAUUGUACUUCUCGGCGGAAGCGACGCGACCAGUGGAGAACUUACGCGUCUUGUUGGACAAGUACCUCCAGCUGUACAAGCGCUGACUGGAGUAGAUCUUUCCAAAGUAUUAGGAAAAAUACCAGGUGCAAAGUAAUGCUGAGUGAUGUGAAUCCAAGGACGGCGACUAGGUGAAUAAAUUUGAAACAGAUUUAAAGAAGGGGCAAAUCUAUACUGCCAAAGGUUUCUCUGCUACUCUGUCACCUAUC